Messenger RNA from Arctia plantaginis, 4557 nucleotides. The record is from the annotation of a GenBank genome assembly. Lineage: Eukaryota; Metazoa; Arthropoda; Insecta; Lepidoptera; Erebidae.
AUGUCCGGUUUGCAAGCGAGGAAUGAAGACCCGAUUAAUGGAGUAGAUGUCAGGGAGGAAGGAAAUGCUUUGAGGGUAGCUACGAACACUCCGCAUCUGGUGAGCCUUGGCACCGGCAGACUCAGCACCGCAGUCACUCUCCACCCCAUCAAACAAGGUCGAGUGACAAUAGGAUCGGACCCGACAUGCGACAUCUACGUGGUAGGCACUGGAGUGGCAAGUAUACACUGCCGUGUGGAAAACUCGCACGGUGUUGUCACGUUGUACCCGCUGAGUGGCAGUACACUGCUCGACGGGCUGCCUGUCGAAAAGGCCACCAGGCUCUCGCAAGGGAGUAUGCUAACGAUUGGACGGUCGAACUAUCUUCGGUUCAAUCAUCCUGCAGAAGCCAAGCUUAUGAAGUCUGUUCUUCCCUCAGCUCACGUAUCAAUGGCGCCUGUCCAGUUCACUCCCAACGACCAGUGUGUCGCUACAGGUUACGUGAAUCACUCAGAAAGUUACCAAACAACCGACAUACAUAAGAUUUACAAAGAAAACACCUUAGCCCAUUUAGACCAAGAAUUAGACAUGACCCUUAAAGAAAUGUCGAAGAAGAAACCUCCCGUUGCACCCAAAAAACCUUAUAGAGAUCUAGACCAAUCAGACUCGAAUUCAGACCAAGAAUCCAGGCCGAAAAUGACAGGAAUCAUGGCUAAAGUAUCAAAAUUCGAAUACUAUGCUAAGCAACAGAAAAUCGGCAGAAGCCAAUUUUACACGACGAACGAAAAUGAAAUAUCUCCCAAAGUAUUCAGCUCGAAUUCACUUACAGUAAACACACCUGCAAAAGAUGUUUUAGGAGGCAAAACAAUUCCAAAUUAUAUGAACAAAAUAAAAAACGUUUGCAUAAAUGAAAACAAUGCCAUCGACCCCAAGAAUUGUUCAUAUGCAAAUGUAGCCAUAAGAAAUAAAACCAAAAUCGAUGAUAUUGUUAAAAAUUUCAAUGAGCCAACUAAAGAUUAUAAUAAGUUACCUAAAAAAGUUAACAAUGAUCAACAGAAUGAUAAUAUCUAUGGGAAAAUCAAUGUUGAUAAAAAACCAGAUGAAAAAGUAAUUCAGAAUGGGAUAGAAUCUGGGAAGAAACCAGAAUCGGGGAAAAAUAAUUUAGAAUCUUAUAACUCGAAUAUAAUGGUUAAUAAUGAGGUGUAUGGGAAAAUUUCUGAUAGAAACGUCAACUUGUCGAAAGGGUUGAGUUUGCCUUCACCGGCGUACGACAGAAACCCGCAGUAUUCGCCUGUGUAUGCUAAUAGUAUGUAUGAUAGAAGUUUGGAAGCUGAAAGUCGAAGAUUAAGGGCGUACCAGGACCGCAUAAAGGAGGAGGAACAAAAGGAAGCAGAGACGGCUCGUCUUGAAGAGAUACUUAAUAUGUGCGCCGAGUACGAGAGACAGAUCGCAUCAGGUAUUCCUAUCACCCCUACGGAGAAGAGACCACACAAUAAGAUCAUCACAAACGGGUCACUCCCGCGCAGCGUUGCCCUCAACAAUCCCAACUUCAUACAGACCAGUGAUGGAUAUUUUAAGUUUGAUACUAGUCACAGCAAAAACCCUCCUCUAAGCUCCUCACUACCAAUACAAAGAAAUCUCUCCAGCUAUGAAAACUUCGAUAUGUCCCCUCCAACUCAACUCACUCCAGAAGUCAUCAUACCACAAAAUAACUAUGAAAACAUUGGCCGAAUGGACGAGAUAGGGAUCCCUGUCUUCGACGAUCCUUCAGCAAUGCACGAUUUAUCUAGUCCGAUUAUGAUUAGGAAACUUCAUAACCAAACCGGCGAUCGGAACCCUAAUCUCUCAUCACCAAUAGGUAGCCCAUACGAAAAUGUUUAUUAUAGAAACAAUGUGUAUGGCAACUUAAAACCUAAGUCUCCAAAUACACAAAGUCCUAGAACUAGAAUUAAAACUACAUUCGCGCAUAAAAAUCUCCCAUCACCACAAUAUUUUAUUUUCCCCACACCACCUCCAGUAGAUAAUUCAAAAAAUCCGAACUUUGAACAAACGCAAGAAAAUAAAGAAUUAUCAGAUAGUGACAAACCUAAAUUCAAUGGCAUAGAGAAGCAGCUAAGUCUCGAAGAAGAAAUUCCAAUGAUUGACGAUGAACUAACUAAUGAUAUAGAAUUAAGAUACUCCACUAUCAUUGAAGAUAAGAAAAAGGAAACUUCAGAAAAGAGUCCUGACAUAAAGUUACCGAAGAAUCAAAGCUUCGAUGAUAUGAAACAAGAAAUAAUGGCGGACAUUCCGGAAUUAGAAGAAUUUGAGAAGGACUUAAAGGAGAAUAAUAGAAGCAAAAUUAUAAAGAAUAUUACAGAAGACAUAAAGAUAAUUGACAUUGAGGCUGAUUCGAUUGAUAGUGCAGUAUUGGAUGAUAAUGUGGAUGACCUGAAAGGUAAAUACGAGAAACUAAAAGAAGACAGAAAGAAGUUGGUGACACACAUACAUGAACUUAAAUGUAAAAUGACUGAGAUCCGGUCGCAGGAGGAUGACAUUUUGAGAGAGCUUGAAAUGGAGAAAGCAUUAAUUAAAGGAGAAUACGACUCGGAAAUAGCAAUCCUCAACAUAGAACAGAAGAAAAAGUUGGAGUUAGUAGAAAACGCCAAGAAAAUAGAGGAAGAAAUAAGACAGCUGAAGCAAAAACAAGAAGCGAGACAGAGCGAGAUGCGGGACCGAGUGGAGAUCGCUACGUUGAAAGCUGAUAGAAUAGAGAAAGAUCUGAAAGAAAAUACAGCAACAUUAGAAGAGUUACAGAACGCUCAGGAUAUCCUUGACAAUGAGACCAAGAUAUUUGAGGAUCUGGAGUUCCAACAUCUCGAGGAAGAGUCUGAACUGUUAUCCAACAGAGAAGAUAUUCAAAACGAAAUAAUACUUCUUACUAAAAAAAUCGAAGCGCAAAAGACUCGCAUACUAACUCUGAAAUCAGAAGCUAACAACAACCUUACUUCAGCUUUAGAUGAAACGAAAGUACUUCAUGCUGAAUAUGUCAAAAUUCUAAACCUCGUUGAAGAACUAACCAGCAAAGUCCAAGCUAUAGAAAAAGAACUUAAACCUAUAGUAGCAAAGUUAAAUGAUAUUGAAAGAACCCAAUCACCAGAUAGUGCGUUCUAUACUGACCAAACUAGAGCCAAAUCCGGUGAAUUUGGAUAUUCCCCUCAAAGUUCUGAUAGUGACGAUAUUGAUUUAAAAUUAUCUAACUUUGAAGACCAUACUAAACAUUUAAACGAUAAAUUUAACUCUAUAGAUCAAAUGUCUCAAUCUAUGACAGUUGAUAUAGAAAGGAGAGUUAUAACAGAUCUUGUAGAUAAUGAUGAAAGGUACAGUGAAAGUCCGUCAAAAUCAUCUACUUCUUCAAAAGAGAAAAAAGGCUUUUGGGAAAGAAACUUCGAUUCGUUGAAACGAAAAAAGAAACCGAAAUCACCCGAAAAAGUCGAUAUAAUGUCACAGAGUUUGAACGAAAAUUUAUUUUAUAACGACAAUAUUGAGGCUGACGUGAGUUUAGAUAAAUUUAAUAGUUUGAGACAUUCAAAGAAAAAAGCUGCGGGGCCAGUUAAAAGUAAUUCUUCAUCUAAAAUACCGACUUUUGCUGCUUUAGGAAAGAUUAUGAAAAAAGAUUCUUUUGGAAAGAAAUCUAGAGAAAACAGUAUUAAGAACGAUGAAUCAGAUAAAGAAAAUAACUCUAAGAACCGUUAUAUUAAAAACCCUAAACCUGUAAGUCCUGAUAAUAAGUACAUAAAAGCCAAAUCGUUAUCUCCCGAGAAGAAAGAAGAUGAUAUUAAAGAAGAAAGCGAAGAUAUCGAUAAUGAACAACAAAAGAAUAGAGUGACUUUCGAAAACACAUCUAAAAGUGAUAAUUUUGUAGACACAGCGCAGGCAGCUAAAAUAUUGCACAGGAAAAGCUGUGGAGACGAACCGAACAUAAAGACUGCAGAUUUCCAAAAGAUCGCUGAUACCAAUAAGAUUCCAUCGCAAGAUGAUAUUGAUCGAAUAUCGAAGGUAACGAUAGAUGCUCCUAUUCUAUCGAGUGACACUGAUGUGAAUUCUUUAGGGAAGAGAACAUUGGAUAGCUUGAUGGAGGUGGAAAGAAAGAGACUUGAAAUGUUGGAAGAACAAGGCUGCCAAGUAAUAGAAAAUGAGAGAGAAAAAAUUCUGGAGUUGAAAAGGCGUGUUCAGGACGAGACGAAGAAGCUCUGGGACCAAAAAUACCGCUCAGAGCACAGCAAGUCCUUGGAUUCUACAGAGCAGUGUCACAGUUUGCCUGGAGAAGAGAAGAUGAACAGGAGUACGCUGGAGGAAUCAAGUUUGAUGGACGAUAGCUUCAUGGCAAAUUCCAGCGUUUUUGAGGAGAGCGCAUUUUCCUCUCAAGUUACGACAACUAUUGCACUAAACCAACAUGAAUCAGUACAUAAUAAAGUUUGUGAUAAGAUAAACGCAGUACUCACACAGCCGCGGACGCGCGCCUACGUACUUGUGUACGUUAGUUGCCGUGGAUUAUGGAAAAUAAGUGACUACGCGAACGAGCGAAAAUCAUUAUAA